Molecule: messenger RNA, 2164 nt
Organism: Raphanus sativus (radish)
Lineage: Eukaryota; Viridiplantae; Streptophyta; Magnoliopsida; Brassicales; Brassicaceae
Exons: 3
Coding region: 237-1802 (521 amino acids)
Source: RefSeq, a predicted model, not a curated record
CUAAAUAAUUUCAAGCCGAAUAAUACUCCGAAUAUUAACUUCCAACAGUUCCCUUUUAUCAAAUGCUCUAUGUCCCAUUUUAAGUCAUUAAUCUAUAUAACCAUAAAACCCGUCCAUUCAUAAUUCAUCAGACAUCCUUCUAUCCCCAAAAAAAAAACACUUUCUCUGUUCGUUUGAUCUUUUGUAUCUUCUUCUCUUUUUGAGAAAAAUCUUUUGUCUCUUCGAAUAUCAAAGAAAUGGAGUUAUUCACCAAAGGAGACGCCGUUAAGUUAAGAAGCCACCUGGAUAAGUUUCUAGUCGCCGACGACGACCGAGAAACCAUCCGUCAAAGCCGUAAAGGAGAUGCCCGGCGAGCUGUAUGGACGGUAGAGACCGUCGAGGCUAAACCGAAUCUGAUAAGAUUAAGAAGCUGCCAUGGCACGUACUUAACGGCGAGCAAUAAACCGCUGCUGUUAGGUAUGACCGGUGAGAAAGUGACUCAAACGCACUCGUCUAACAAACCUAUGGAUUGGCAAACGCAGUGGGAACCGAUGCGCGAUGGUUUCUCGGUGAAGCUGAAAUCUUGGUGCGGGAAAUGGAUGAGGGCUAACGGCGGGACACCGCCGUGGAGAAACUCCGUUACUCACGACGAGCCUCAUACGUCGAAGACCAAGAACUGGUUGGUUUGGGAUGUUAUUACCGUUGGUGGUUCUGAUCUUGAAAACAUGUCUGAUGGUGAUGAGAGCUCUGUUUCUUCUCCGGUUUCUUCACAUAUCUCCGGGUCGGGUCUCGGGUCGGAGCCUGGGUCGCCCGUUUCCGCCAGGUCAAUGAAGAGUAUUGAUCGGUUCGCUUCUCUUGGUUUGAGUUCAAUGUCUCCGAGAUGGUCCUCAAAACCGAAAGCAAAUAGCUUCAACCCAAAGGAGAAGACGAGCAGCUUCAACCCAGACGAAACAGUAUCAGCGAUGGAGUUUUUCAAGAACGCUAAAGCCGUUCGAAUGCGUAACAGCCACAACAAGUAUCUACACGCAGACGACGACGAAGAAUCCGUGACUCAGAAACGGAACGGAUCAACCAAAAACGAUCGAUGGACCGUCGAACCGGUUCGCGACUCCUACCACGUGAUCCGUCUCAAAAGCUGUUACGGUAAAUACCUAACCGCUUCCAACGAGCGGUUCUUGCUCGGAGCCACGGGUAAGAAAGUGAUUCAGCUUAAACCGAGUCGGCUCGACUCGGCGGUCGAGUGGGAACCGGUGAGAGAAGGAUCCAAGAUCAAGCUCAGGACGAGACACGGUAACUAUUUACGAGGUAACGGUGGUCUUCCGCCGUGGAGAAACUCCGUCACGCACGAUAAUCCUCAUUUGUCGGCUACUCAGGACUCCAUCUCGUGGGAGGUUGAUAUCGUUGAGCUCUUGAUUAAUCCUCAAGUCACGGCGGAGACUGAGUUCACUCCGUCUCCGAAGACUCCGCUUUCGCCUCCGCCGCAUAGGAGGAGGCCAUCGAGGACUCCGUCUUCUCUUUCAGAGAGAUCCGAAGAAGAGUCGGUUGUGUCUCCACCGAAAUCGGAUGGGAGGACGAUAUACUACCACAUCGCUGACGAUGAAGGACACGUGGAAGAUGAAUCAGGUGUUGGAUACGCUUUCACGUUUAAAGGAAACAGCGUGGCGGAGCUGACUCAGACUCUGCGAGAAGAAACGUGCAUGGAAGAUGCUGUGGUGUGCACUCGCAGUCCCUUAAACGGCAAGGUGUUUCCUCUUCGUUUGCAACUUCCUCCAAACAAUGGAACAUUGCAUGUCAUUCUGGUACCCUCCACUGCUAGCCUCUAGACUAGUAGUGAUUGAUUGUCUUCUUGUGCGGUAAGCGUUUGGUGAAGCAAAAAAAUGAUAUGAACCUUACAAAAAGUCUAUAAGAUAAUAAGAGUUGGUAGUUGGUACAAGAUUCUUGGUGGCGUCGCAUUGGAUUAGUCUUUUAAUACGAGUUGAUGUGUAAAAAUACAGUAGAGUUUUGAUAAUAGAAAAAAGAAAUGCUUAUUAUACAUUUAUUUUUUGGGAUAUAGACCAAGUUGUUCGUUUUUGUUGUUGAUUGUAAAUAAACGAUUUCUUUUUGUAAACGAGCAUUUGGAUUUUUUUGAGUUAUUUUGUAUGAGCAUGCAUUCGACAUGAACGAGUAUUAUUUUGUUUUUCCUGUA